UGCAGGCUCCCCAUAUUAUUCAAACAUCUGCUUAAACUAAAAGAGCAACAGGAGGACGGUUUUUUUCGUUAAUUCCGAAAUCAUCAGAAUCAAAUGGUCCGGACUUCUUGCUUCAGGAGGGAGCGAUUUCUUCCGCCAUUAUGAAGGCAUUUGUGGACCAUGGCAGCGUAAACUUUGUCCAGACUUUGGUCACCACGGCGGAAAGUGUGGCGGCGACGACGACGACGACGCCGAAAAAAAAUCAUGUCGACGUGACGGACCCGAGUCUAAUUGUGUACAAUCAGCAGCAGGGGGCGAGUAACAGUAAUAAGGAGACGGUCGUCGUUUUCCUCUCCAUUUCCGUCAUUUGUAUAACUUUCUACUUUUCCUACCAAUUUUGGAAGAGGAAUAGGCGUAGAAGGUGCUCCAUUUCGAACUGGUGGAUUUCCAGGUUGGAGGAUUAUCGCUACUCGAGAUUAAGUCAGAACGAGAUUGACGUAGACAGCAUUCAGUUCAACCAUCCGCUCCACGAGGGAGGUGGCAGUGGGGCCGGUGGAGGGAGUGGAGGGCACCACGUGGGGGACCAUGUCGACGAAGAGGAGGAGGAGGACGAAGCCGACUUUCGUCAGGACGAGUGCCCCUUCGAAGAUGAGUUUGACAGUUUCGAGGACAGGAAGCCAUUCACUGAUCCGACACCGGCCACUUUACAUAUUGAGACGGACAACAGUUUUCUAGCGAGGCAUGCUGAUUACCGGACUGCCUCCUCCUCCAUCCUUAUCGACGACUUAUCCGAUGAGCAGGACCUCCUCCAGUGAUUCGUCUCCGUCUAACAAGAAGAAAACCUUAACCCAUCCACAACUUUGGACAAAACAAUCUGAAAAAAACAAUUGGAUUGCACGAAAUAAAAUCAAAACCAAAAAAUACGUUUUCGAAAUAAAUACAAAAAUUGGUGUCUUCCCCCAAAAAAGCUGUCUCCCUGACUGGAUACAUAAAUAAAAUACGUUAACGGUCCUGCCGAAAGGAUGUGAUUUUCUCAUCUUUUUCAUCUCACGUUUUUUGGCACGUCCGCCCUUAAGUCGAACAAACAUCGGCCUGACAGGUCACAUCCUUUCCGCACGGCCCUUAACGUAGGACUCGAUGACUCAUCGCUAAAAGAGUCAAAAUCAACACAUUUUAAAUCGUUUCUCGCCUCUGGGAAUUUAUUUUAAAAUUCUGGACGACAAAUUUGUAGAGCAGGGAGUUGACAAUUUUUUGAAAAUAUACAUUCUAGAUUUUCACCUUUUGAAGGAGGAGAUCUGACGUUUAAGAAGCCUCCAGAAAAAUUGGAAUUCGUCGUAACUGGCUUAAAACCUCAGCCCCAUUCCAUUAAUCAACUCACAAAUUCGUCAUCCAGAAUUUUAAAAUAAAUUCCCAGAAACGAGAAGUGAUUAAAAAUAUUCUGAUUUUGACUCUUCUGGUGAUGAGGCAUCGCCUCCUACGUUAACACAAUCUUACCACGACUUAUCUUCAUGUUGAUACAUAAAUACAUAAAUAUUUAGAGAAAUAAAAAAAAUAUAUAAUAA
This is a messenger RNA of Folsomia candida, 1541 nucleotides long. RefSeq lists its product as uncharacterized. The record is from RefSeq and is a predicted model, not a curated record. The coding region runs from base 141 to 794 and encodes 217 amino acids. Lineage: Eukaryota; Metazoa; Arthropoda; Collembola; Entomobryomorpha; Isotomidae. The transcript has 4 exons.